Messenger RNA from Aquila chrysaetos chrysaetos, 2698 nucleotides. RefSeq names its product N-acetylneuraminate synthase (gene NANS). The record is from RefSeq and is a predicted model, not a curated record. The transcript has 6 exons. The coding region runs from base 53 to 1132 and encodes 359 amino acids. Gene Ontology annotation, biological process: carbohydrate biosynthetic process. Gene Ontology annotation, molecular function: N-acylneuraminate-9-phosphate synthase activity. Lineage: Eukaryota; Metazoa; Chordata; Aves; Accipitriformes; Accipitridae.
GGGCUGGGGAGCGCCGGCGCAGUCGCGCGCGGGCGGCGGUGCGGCAGCCACCAUGUCGCGGGAGUUCGAGCUGUGCCCCGGGCGCCGCGUGGGCGGCGAGCAGCCGUGCUUCAUCAUCGCGGAGAUCGGGCAGAACCACCAGGGCGACCUGGCCACCGCCAAGCGUAUGAUCCGCAUGGCCAAGGACUGCGGAGCAGACUGUGCUAAGUUCCAGAAGAGCGAACUGGAGUACAAAUUCAACAAGAAAGCCUUAGAAAGGCCCUAUACCUCUGAACACUCCUGGGGAAAGACCUAUGGGGAGCACAAGCGCCACCUGGAGUUUAGUCAUGACCAAUAUAGAGACCUAAAGAAAUAUGCAGAGGAGAUUGGAAUUUUCUUCACAGCUUCUGGCAUGGAUGAGAUGGCUGUGGAAUUCCUACAUGAACUGGAUGUUCCAUUUUUCAAAGUAGGAUCAGGAGACACAAACAAUUUUCCAUAUUUGGAAAAGACUGCAAAGAAAGGUCGCCCAAUGGUGAUUUCCAGUGGGAUGCAGUCGAUGAACACAAUGCAUAAGGUUUAUCAGAUCGUGAAGCCCAUCAAUCCAAACUUUUGCUUCCUGCAAUGCACCAGUGCAUACCCGCUUCAGCCAGAGGAUGUCAAUCUCCGUGUUAUAUCGGCGUAUCAGUCAGCUUUUCCUGAUAUCCCCAUUGGCUAUUCGGGGCAUGAAACUGGCAUAGCCAUUUCAGUGGCAGCUGUUGCUAUGGGUGCUAAAGUAGUGGAACGCCAUGUGACUCUUGACAAAACAUGGAAAGGAAGUGACCACCAAGCAUCCCUGGAGCCAAAUGAACUGGCGGAGUUAGUGAAAGCCAUCCGUACUGUGGAAAAAGCAAUGGGUUCUCCAGUCAAACAACUCUUGCCCUGUGAAAUGGCUUGCAAUGAAAAGCUGGGCAAGUCUGUUGUGGCAAAAGUGACAAUUCCUGAAGGUGCAGUACUGACACUUGACAUGCUGACAGUGAAGGUGGGAGAGCCUAAGGGAUUUCCCCCAGAAGCCAUCUUCGAUCUGGUGGGCCAGAAGGUUAAAAAAAAUAUCGAAGAAGAUGAAACCAUCACUGAGCAAGCAGUGGAAAAUCACGUCAAAAACAUGAAGUGCUAAACUGAAGCAUUCCAUUCCAUAUUUCAUGAUAUAGUACUGCACUUCUACACAACAUACUUAAGUAUAGCGGCAUGGUAGUUUAGAAGAAAGGGGUGUGAUUAUGAGGAUCCAAGCAAGUUAGGUUUUCAGGUUCUCAUUAGCAGAAAGUUUCUGAAGCAAGUGGAUAUAAAUUAUGAAGAGCUAUAUAUUAGCUAUAUACUAUUAGAAAUUGUAUAGCAUUGUGUCUAGAAAAUACCGUGCUCCUUCUUUCUCCAUUCCACUUAACCUAGAUUAAUUUGGAGUUUUGCCCAAUCUAAGACCACAGGCAUCUGCUUUCCAGCUUCCCUUUUCUGGUAAGAAUACAGUAAAUCACAAUAAUUUUGUCUACACUUUGAAUGGUUCUAACCCUGUAUCUUUUGAUGUUCCUCUCUUUUCUGCUGUUUUCCUCACUCCUAUGAUAACAGGAUGCUAGUUGGAGUUGAAUGCAGAUAAGUCAAAGUUCACAUACACUGAACAGAAAACUACACAUGCAACCUGAUGGAUUUUUCUCAAGAUUAAAUCCUUAAGAUAAGAAGUCUCAAGAUAAAGCAGUGGGUUGCAGAAUCUGCACUGUGGGGAAAAUGAGCUCCUUGAGAAAGCUAGGUUCUCAAGAGACAGUACCAAGAAAGGAAGCAAACUGGGUAUGUAGAAAGGUCCCAUUUAAGGGACAAGAGAAAGAGCCUUUUUGUGAACUGAAAGGCAAGAGGGCAAGCCAGACAGAUUAAGGGGUGAAAGUAGAUCUGAGAUGGAUCAGUGGAAGUAAACUUAACCUAUGCUUCAAAAAAAAUGUCAAAAGCAUCUAUUGUGAGCUGAGUGAAGCCUAGGAUCUUAAAUCAAUUCUGGAGUGCAUUUAAGAUACCUGUAUUUGUACCUGGGGGCAACUUCUUAGGUAGGAAGCCAAAUGCUGGUGAAGAUUCAGCAGCUUUCUUCCUGUACUAACAAGCAAAUACAUUGGGAUGGUUUUUUUCCCCUGACACUAGUGUUUGAGGCAGCCGAGUUGUCUAGAUCACAUCACUAUGUUUCAGCAUGAUGGUCAGUGCUUGUCUUGUGUGCUCCGCUCUUGCACCACAGCUUCUCAAUUGUCAAGUAAGAAAUGCAAUCCCACUCCUGUCAGCCUGCUGCUCUUCCCUUUGUCCAGGAGGGAGCCAUGUGGCAGCAGCUGCAAACAGGUAUCCCUCAAUUAGCUUGGUGAGCACAGAACUGCUUUGGUGUUACUGAUCUGCAUUUUUCUGUGGUGCAGUCACAUACCAGUGAUGGUUAUUUGGAACUUGCUACCUCUUGGUCAUGAGUUGGUGAAGUAUCUUGAAUUUGGUGGUGGUGUUUCUGUACCUGUGCUCUGUUUAGUUCCAAAAUGUUUACCAUUCUGCAAUUCUGAGGAAACUAUUUGUAUCUUCAACUGGGAAGCAGAUUCUUUGAACCAUGUGCUUGACCAUGUAUGAGCUCUGACUGAUGCAGUAUGCUUGCCUUACAUUAAAAAACUACUUAAUUGUUAAAAGAUUUUUUUUUUUUUAUUUCAAAUCUGAAGAAUAAAUUUAGCUUAUAAAACAA